AUGUCAAUGGUCUUUCAGUAUAGCCCAGCAAGGUCCCUGCACUCUUCUUGGAUGAAAGACUCUCAGCCAACUAACCUGAGCUAUGCUGACCGAGUGUGGUUUUUCAAAGGAUAUUCUACAGAAAAUGUGAUCGCUGAAUUCGAAACAAUUGAAGACAUGAAGCGUGGUAUACAAAGUGCGUCAAUUACACUUCCAUACAGGUGGGCCGGUACCGGACAUGUCGUACACAGAGGCAGUUUGUAUUUUCAGCCUCAUGGAACUCAGAAAAUUGCUAAAUAUGAUAUCCAGAAAAUGAAGCUUAUGGCAGAGAUUCACUUGAAAGACGUAGACAGUGGCAACAGAUGCACCUAUGGUUGGGGCGGUUACGCUUCCACUGACUUUGCCGUGGACGAAUACGGGCUGUGGUUGGUGUACGGGAACGUGACUGCGAACUGUAACCUGGUCAUCGCCAAGAUUAACCUGGACACUCUCAACGUGGAGAAAUCAUGGGAGACGACCAUCAAUUACAGGAUAGUUGGAAACACGUUCAUGAAAUGUGGCGUGCUUUACGCCACGAAAUCCUACAGUGAAACAUUCAUUUACAUUCGCUAUACUUAUGACACCAACACCGGGAAACAAUAG
Molecule: messenger RNA, 621 nt
Organism: Lingula anatina
Lineage: Eukaryota; Metazoa; Brachiopoda; Lingulata; Lingulida; Lingulidae
Product: noelin-3-like
Biological process (GO): signal transduction
Source: RefSeq, a predicted model, not a curated record